GAUCUUGGGCUAUAUUGGCUUGUUACUGCCAAUGUCAAAUCAUCCAAAUGUUUAUUUGAUGUGGUUUAUUUCCUCUUCAUCUAGUGACGCGUGAAGGUAAUUUAUCUACGGUUUAUCACGUCACAGCCGACGGCAAGGAGCAGCUCACAAACCAGCAGGAAAGCGCUGGGUGGGCAGCUAUUCUGAGUUCGUUUCAGGAGCGUCAGCCACAGUUUUCAAUUAACCGUGGACUUUGAGAUUUGUCAACAAAGUCGGGGAGGUCACACCUCGUCUAUAUCUGACACGGAUAUUACAUAACACAGGUGACAAGUCAGACAGGUAGUUUAUUGUGCUGACCCAUAACGGUCGAUGAGUUUAGGCCGUGAUAUGUUUUCACAAACGCCGAUACAUGUUUCAUGAUCUGGUCGUCAGAGAGCCGACCGAGUGACCGACGUCUGAAACAUGAAGGGACUGUGUCCAUUCCGGUGGUUUGUGACAGUGUUGUGCGGGUUUCUGUUACAUGUACGUCAUGGAUUUGCGGGAACGUUGAAGCUCGAUGCAUUGACUGAAACGCCCGUACUGAUCGACGAAAGUGACGUGAAGAGUGUCGUUUUCAACACAACUUUGGACAGCGCAAGACCCACAUCCGCAUUCGUGCAUUUCGUUACCGAGGACCCAAAGAUCGCCGAGAUCACUGGGAAAGACGUGUUACCCAUAACUGAAAAUGUUACCAUACAAAUACGAGGGUUAUUUUUAGGGCAAACAUAUGUCAAAGUUUUAUCGAACAGUUCCGAUUUAGCCUCCGGCAAUGGGUCGUGCCUAUCUAAGGGAAGUAACUCGGCUAACACUUGGUGUGAGUUGGAUAAAAAAUAUGAAAUUAUUGUAAGUCGUAAAACGAGACCCAUUGACACUGUGUUUAAUGUGGUGGUCAUUUGCCUUGUUGUUGUGGCAAAUAUUGCCAUGGGCUGUAAAGUUGAAAUUCCUGUUGUCAAGGAGACCAUGAAGAGACCAAUUGCACCAAUCACAGGACUAGCAUCCCAGUUUAUCCUGAUGCCAGUGAUAUCAUUCCUGUUCGCAUACUUCAUUGCCUUCCAGCCUUCACUACGUCUGGGGUUCUUUGCCCUUGGCUGCUCACCAGGGGGCUCUGCCAGCAACAUAUACUCAUACCUGAUUGGAGGAGAUGUCUCUCUCAGCGUUACCAUGACAUUCAUCAGUACUGUGGCUUCUCUAGCUCUGAUCCCCCUCUGGUUGUUCACACUGGGGACGCAUGUCCUGGCCAAGGGAACCAACCUGAAGAUUCCAUUCACCAACAUCUUCGUGUCCCUGGUGGGGCUGGUCAUCCCCAUCGCCAUCGGUCUCAUCAUCCAGCACAAGAGACCAGAAUGGGCCAAGAAACUGGUGAAGAUUAUUCGACCAAUUACUGUCAUCUUCCUUGUGUUUGUUUUCACCGUUGGGGUGUACGCGAACUGGUACAUAUUCCGCCUGCUGGAACCAGUGGUCCUCAUCGUCGGCUGCCUUCUGCCAUACUGUGGCUUCUUCUUUGGGGGACUUGUUGCCUUCUUUGCUCGGCAGUCAAAGAAAAAUAUCAUCACUAUUGCCAUUGAAACUGGAAUUCAAAAUACAGGAAUAGCUAUAGUUUUGUUGAGAUUUUCCCUGCCUGCCCCAGCUAAAGAUAUCAGCAUUGUAGCUCCUAUAGCUUCUGCCAUCUUCACUCCCAUCCCCUUGGUCAUUGCCAUUCUGUAUGUUGAAAUCCGGAAAAGAUGCUUCAAGAAAUAUCCCGUGAACACCAAGGCCAGUUGUGAUGACCAUGCCGACAUGAUUGGUAAUUCACACAAUUCUUCCAAGGCCUCAUCUCGGGCUCCAGUCUAUGAAAUUGCCAACAGCAAGGAUCACGGAGAUACGCUGGAGGGGUAGGUAGGUGUACGAGGAGAGUACGUUCCUUGCAACAUGUGGCUUCUUCAAAUGUUCCUAAGCCACUUCAUGACCUGCUGCCUGACCGUCCGUGGAAACAGGAGAGACCUCUGUGUCUGUGUCUCAUUCCUGUAGCCAGGAGUUGGACAUGAACGUUAGCAUGGUCAAUGACUGUUGUGUGCAAAACAUUUACAUCAGUAGCCGUAAUUAGGUGACAGUGUUGUAAAGGAUUGUACAUCAAAGAU
Haliotis rufescens (red abalone) is the source of this 2135-nucleotide messenger RNA. Its product is annotated as ileal sodium/bile acid cotransporter-like. Gene Ontology annotation, cellular component: membrane. The record is from RefSeq and is a predicted model, not a curated record. Bases 442 to 1893 code for a protein of 483 amino acids. The transcript has 3 exons. NCBI's taxonomy places the organism in Eukaryota, Metazoa, Mollusca, Gastropoda, Lepetellida, Haliotidae.